GCUGGGGCGGUGUCCGGCCCCCAGCCCGGCGGAAGGGCGGGCCCGGGCGGCCUCCCAGCGGCGAUCUACUGCCAGCCGUGCUGCAGCAGAAGGAGAGCUCCUCGUUAAAGCCCAUUCUUUGUACGGCAGUAAAAUGCUGUUCCGCUUCGGCGUGGUGCUGCCCGCCCGGGUGACGGAGGGCGGCGCGGAGCUGCUGGUGGCCGGGUCGCGGCCGGAGCUGGGCGAGUGGGACCCGCGGCGCGCCGUGCCCAUGAGGCGGGCGCGGCCGAGCGCCCCGCUGCCCGCCCAGGAGCCCGCGCUGUGGCUGGCGGAGGUGGCGCUGCCGGACGAGGACGCCGCCAGCCCCUUCUGGUACAAGUUCCUGCGGCGGGAGGGCGGCCACUUCCUCUGGGAAGGGAGUGGGCCCCAUCAUGAUCGAUGUUGUGUUUACAACCAGAGCAACAUAGUAGAUGGAGUUUACUGCCUCCCAAUAGCACACUGGAUUGAAGUCUCUGGACAUACUGAUGAGAUGAAGCACACAACCGAUUUCUAUUUUAAUAUUGCAGGACAUCAAGCUAUCCAUUACUCCAGGAUUCUGCCAAACAUCUGGCUGGGAAGUUGCCCUCGGCUGCUGGAGCAUGUGACCAUCAAGCUGAAGCAUGAGCUGGGUGUUACAGCUGUGAUGAACUUCCAGACUGAAUCUGACAUUGUUCAAAAUUCCUGGGGCUGCAACCGCUACCCAGAACCCAUGAGCCCUGAAAUCCUCAUGAAACUGUAUAAGGAAGAAGGUCUUGCCUAUGUCUGGAUGCCAACUGCAGACAUGAGCACUGAAGGAAGAAUCCAGAUGUUGCCACAAGCCGUGUGCCUCCUGCACGGGCUGCUGCAGAACGGACACACAGUCUAUGUUCACUGCAAUGCUGGUGUUGGCAGGUCUACAGCCGCUGUCAGCGGCUGGCUGAGGUACGUGAUGGGAUGGAGCAUCAGGAAAGUGCAGUACUUUUUGGCUUCCCGGAGACCGGCUGUCUACAUAGAUGAGGAAGCUCUGAAUCGUGCUGAAGAAGAUUUCUACCAGAAAUUUGGGCACCUUUGUUCCUCAUAUCAAAUAGAAGAGUAGAAAAGCAGAAGAAGAAAAGGAAGGUGAAGAGGAAUCCCUACAUUUGUACCCCAAGGACUUAGAAAUUUCUGUGACUCAGGCACCCACCUCACCUCUUCAGAUUAUAAUCUUCUUGUAAAGGUGAUAAGAAUUUUGUUUAAAAAGUGCUUUAGAGUUUUUUAUUUGCUUUCUUUAAGCUGACAUGAUUCAUGUUUUCAAGCCUUUUGGUGAAAUUAUGAGAGCUAGAAACUGCAAAGUGAAACAAGAUUUUCUUUUAAUCACUUUCCUAUAGGAACUGAGGUUUCAGAGUAGACACUAAACAAGAUGUGAGGUGAAAUAGAGUUGGCAAUGAAAAGUGACAAGAAAAAAAUACAAAGAUUGACUGGAUUAAGAUUCAGGUUAGGAUCGAGCAGACCAUCAUCAAAGCUGCUCAGUUAUUUUAAGCAGAUAUUAGAAUGUUGCAGUGUUUUGUAAUAAUUCUGUAGAAGAGUGGUAUUGAUGAGAAAGACCAGAAGGAAACUGGUUCUUCAACUCAGUGUUUAAAACCAAAAGGCUAAUAUCUAAUGCAGUGAACUAAGAUUUACUCUUUGUCCAUCUAGUUAAUGCUAAAUAUUAUGAGCUCCAGCUAUAUUAUUUUAUGACAUUGGGUUAUGCUGGGUUGUGGCAUGGAGAGAGGACACAGCUCCAGCUGUGGCAGCCUUACUUUGUUGUGGGGCAGGACCACUGUUUGUUACAUUAUCGUAGGCUGUGAGUUCUCUGAGUUGAAGCUUCAUUUUGCUCCUCUGGUCCAUUCAAUGCUGAACAGGGGCUCCCUUAGGUGCCAAGUCAGUCUGAGCAGUAACCACCAGAGUAAGACAGACCUAUAGGAAUUGUGUGAUAAGCAGUGUGCGGGACUGGCACCACAGCCUCUGGGCUGUUGACCUAGAUUAAUAUCUUCAAUACAGCAAAAGCCUCCCCUUGUGCAAGCAGUGUGUGUGUGUUAGAUUUAACUGAUUGAAGCUAAUGCUGGGCUAUCUCUGGGCUGAAUGGAGUCAAUACAUUCCCCUAUAGGAACAAGGAGCAACUCUGCUGAGGAUGGUUUCUCAGGAGCUUAGCCUCAGUGUUGGCUUUGUGGAUGAUCCCUACUGUUUCCCAUUGCUGCUUGGUCCAAGGAGCACUGCUUAGCUGAGCCAAGCUAAGCAAUGGCACCAGCAGCUUCCACUCCCAAUCAGAUAAAGCCAGUUUGCUGUAGGUUGAGUUCAAGAGAGAAGAGAGAAUUAAGGAUGCAUAAACAUUAAGAAACAUAACUUCUAUAGGUUUAUUUUCAGUGACACCUCAUUUUUUCCAGCCAACUUGUUCCUCUAAAGAUGCAGUCAGUGACAGAGUGGUUUAAGUAAUAAAUAUUGAUUUUCUGAAUACUUAAUGGAGAAACUAUUGGAUAUGAGCUGUUUAUGGAGAAUGUCCAAAAUAAUAUAUUUUAUUUAUCCUAUACUUCAAUCAUCUUGAAAAGAAAAAUGUUUAUUUAAGUUAUUCUGUGUGUGGUUUUGACCAUGACUUCAUUUCUGAUUUUUUGAAAUAACACUGUUUAGAAAAUGGAUGAGAAAAUAAAGACAAAAUGAUUAUUCCAUCA
Molecule: messenger RNA, 2681 nt
Organism: Onychostruthus taczanowskii (white-rumped snowfinch)
Lineage: Eukaryota; Metazoa; Chordata; Aves; Passeriformes; Passeridae
Gene: EPM2A
Product: EPM2A glucan phosphatase, laforin
Exons: 4
Coding region: 134-1093 (319 amino acids)
Biological process (GO): protein dephosphorylation
Cellular component (GO): nucleus; cytoplasm
Molecular function (GO): carbohydrate phosphatase activity; protein tyrosine/serine/threonine phosphatase activity; starch binding
Source: RefSeq, a predicted model, not a curated record